UACCAUAGAACAUAUGAAUAUUGGGAAACUCAAAUGGAACAAAUCGAUGCAACCUCCAAAACUUCUUUCAGAAAACGAUGUGUUACCAAAAGAGGUAUUUAAGAUUACGCCAGAGGUGGCCAAGUUUCUCAAUGUUUGUUUAAAGCCUAGCUUAACAUUGGACUCACCAACUGAACUACGGUGCGCCAAAGAAUAUAUCAAAUCUUACUUUAUUGAAUUGGAAACUUUCACGCUUGAUGAUGAUCCAUUUGCCAAAUCGUUUCACAAAAUACCAACCGCUAUUCAAGUACCCAAAGAAGGCGAUCAGCAAUAUCUAGAAGAGAUACUUGAUACAAAUGAUGGUUUUGCUUUGAAUUUCGACUACUGCAAAGAACCUACACUGAAGCCAUUGUUCACAGAAUCAGAUUUCCAGAUUCCGGUUGUUGACAAUCAAAAAUGUGAACAUCAAGGUGUACAGAGAACCCUUACGACUGUUCCAAAAUGGCAUCUCUCAUUUCCAAAAAGUCUCAACACCGAGGCUUCAUCCUUGGAGAAGUUUAUAUUGAAUGAGGAGUUGCAGAAAGGGGUUGAAUAUAGACUAAGGGCUAUUUAUAUGGAUGA
This is a messenger RNA of Hansenula anomala, 600 nucleotides long. RefSeq lists its product as uncharacterized. The annotation marks the transcript as partial. The record is from RefSeq and is a predicted model, not a curated record. The transcript has a single exon. NCBI's taxonomy places the organism in Eukaryota, Fungi, Ascomycota, Saccharomycetes, Phaffomycetales, Wickerhamomycetaceae.